UGAAAAAAAAAGGACAUAGUACAACCUUUAAGACAUUGGAAUUAGAUUUUUUAGAAUUUUUACAGUAGCUUGAAUGAUAGUACACCACUUUCCAGUUAAUUUCUUGACGAAUAUCUUAGUUCGCUAAAAUCUCUUGUUUGCCGAUGUUGUCAUGGUUCCUGUUGUAAACAUCAAGUAAACUUCGAGGUUCCGUGAGCUCCAUAUUUGGCAAGCUGAGCCCACGAGCGUGAGAAAGUUGUUUGGGAAGAACGUAAUUUUUCUGAUUGUUAGAAAUAUUUAAUUUUUUUUACAUCCAUUAAGAGUAUUUUUGUUGAUCCAAAAUAGAGAAGGAUGGACGGGGAAUGCCUUUCUGUUACCGUGGUGGACAGGGUGACAAAGUUCGAUACUCUUGGUGGUUAUGUUUUCUUGGUGUUUCUGAUAUGUCUUAUCAUUGGGUUCAUUCUUGGUCUUCUGUUAGCGCGAUGCAUUCUAAGGGAGUUGGAGGAGCAAUAUUCCCAAAGGAGAAGUAAAUCACAAACUGAAGCAAUUCUUAUUGAAGUAGAGAGUGAAGUUAAAAUACAAGAGACAUCUGGAAAGAAAAUGGGUAGUAACAGGAUAGCUCCAAUGCCUGUGUCAACCAAAAAUACAGCUGAUGUUGCUAUAGAGAUGGAACCAACCCACCUUAGCACCGGUAGUCUUCACAGUCAAUCAGCUUGGACAGGAAAACAAGAUAGCAACAACUCAUCAAUUGCUUAUGCACUGAGCAAAUCUUCAGGAGAAGAGAUGGAAGUUGAAAUUCAAAAACAAGAUUUCAAGUCAAUUGAGGAAAUGGAAACUAACAUCCAUCUACAGAAGAGUGAGACAUUCCUACAGUUGUUGAAAAUGAUUUUGAGUUUCUUGAUGAGCAAAUCCAGAAUAAGUGAAGGGUUUCGAAGAGAUUCUUUGGCCAAGUAUGAGCAGGCAAUUGAAGACAUAGACAGGAAUGCUAAUGAAGAGAUGAAGGUUGAAGAACAGGAACUUAGAACAACCAUUGUGGAUCCCAUGGAGCUUGAUCAAGCAAUAGAGGGUCUGCAUGCUAAGUACUCUAAGAGAAUGGCUACAGAAAGAAUGGAACUUCAGGAGAAACUGAGAACAGAUCUCUUGCAGGACACUGAACUGUCAGAACAAGAGGCAGAGCAGAUUGUUGCCAAACUCAUGAUGAACAUGGCUGCCGUAGACAGGAAGUUGGCUGAGGAGGCCAGCAGGCAAAACAUGGUUUUGCACGAAAGACUUGCGCGAAGACAAGCCCUUGCUCAACAAAGAGUUGUGGAUAAUGAGCAGGAAAAUGAGGAAUUUGACGACCGAUUGAAACAGCCGAAGAAGAAUUUGGACGUUUUAUGCAAAAGGGGAAAGCUUCAAAAUGACCAGAAGGACAGGAUCAUGGAUGAAUAUGAAAGAGAUCUCAGAGUUUUAGAAGAGAAACAUCAGCAAGCUAUCCUGAAAAGUCAAAACGAUUUAAACGAGAAGCUCAGAAGAAAGCGGGAGCAAAGAAUGAGAAAACUAGAAAUGGAACAAGUUGCAGAAAAAGAGGAUUUUGAAAGGAAGGCCAACCAGCUGAUUACUGAUGGUAACAUGACAGCUGAGGACUUCCUGGAGGCGAACCAUAAACUUAGGGUGCAGCAGCAAGUUGCGCGUGAAGAAGAGGAGGACCGAGCUGAUGAGUCCGAAGUGGAAGAACUGAACGUCCUCCGACAGAAGCUAGACGAAAAACGACAACGUAGUUUGAAAGAAAGAGAGGAAACCUUAUUUGAACAGAUUAGAAAGGAGGCGCAUCUGUCGUCAAAGGAAGCUGAGAAAUUGAUGAACAAACAUCUGGAAGAAGUCAACGCAGCAAACGAGAGAAAAAACCGUGAGCGUCAGAGGCAACGAGCUGUAAUUCAAGAGAAACUGGAAGAAAGGAAGAAAAGGUGGGAAAGGGAUUUAGAACGACAGCAAGCCGAACAGAACCAGUUGGUUGCAGAGCAAGAGAAAGCUAUAAAACAAGUGUUAAACACCCAAGCAGGACUCCCAGAAGACUUACGUAAACAAGUGAUGCUAGAACACGAGCAGAACGUGAUAGCACUCAACAAUCAUUUACAAAUGACGAGACUGAGGCAACAGAAAAGGUUGGAACAGCGCCUGGCAACAAGACGAGCCAGGCUUGCUGAAAUGAGGCAACAGAUGGAGAAGGAACGAAAAGAAUACGAGGACAACGACCCAGAAGCCAUGAAGAACCUUACACGUGUUCAGCACAUUGAAUAUCAAGCUGAGGUGAAGAAAAUAGAGGCUGAACAUCAGACCGCCUUAGAAGAAUUGAGAAGACGUUUGGCGGCCGAGACAGAGGAAGCUUUAAGAGAACAAGAUGAGAGACUUGGUAAAAUCUUGGGUAAACUGCAGGUUGCAGUUGCAAGAAGGGAAGAAAUCAUCAAAAAGCAAGACGAAGCUAUCCGUUCCCUGGAGAAAAAGUUAGUAGAGAACAUGACGAGAGAAGGAACUUUAGCUGAUGCACAGACGGAUAAGAUUUUGAAACAACAUCAGAAACAAGUGGACAAGUUGAAUACACAGAUAGAUAUGGAGAAGGAAAAACAGAUGCAGAAAAUUCGAGAGAAAAUUGCAGCAAAGCAACAAAAGAAAGCGAGGGCUUUGGAAGAGAAACUUUAUCAAGAGAAAGAAGAGCAAAAAAGUAAAGCUGUACAGUCUGCGGGAACCAAGUUAUUCGCACUUUUAGCAGAGCAGCGCCACAGGAGAGAAAUGGAAGACCUAGAGCGUGAAAUGCAGUUGGACCUUGCGCGUCAGUUGGAAGAGAUCAAUAAAGAAGUGGACGAGCAACUCUUGGCCGACUUGCAGGAGGAAGAAAAGAAAUUUAUCGCUACUUUAGCCGAAAACAGUGCAGUAACUGAAGAAGAAUUGCUUGAAACAAUAAAAAACUCUGCGUCAGAGGUUGGAAUGGACUCCAAGCUAACGAAGAGUAUCGCGAAAGACGUUCGUAAACGAGUGAGAAGCGCCCGAACUCCAGCUCCAGAUGUAUGACCAGUCACCUUGCUGUGUGACCCUAAUUUGUUACUGCAACUGAGUUUAUUGCUCUCUUUUGAAUUGAAUAUGGCAUUGAUUGAUUUUACAUGUUGCAUGAUGUAUAACUUAAAAGUACACUCAGUUGAGUUUCGAAAGUAAUUCGGGAUUUCACUGUUUUGCUUACUUCGCUUUGACAGGAAACUCGCGCCAAACUAAUGCAUAUGUGACUUUGUCAGUCGAGUUUCCAGCGAGUUAACUAUCUAAUGUAAUAAGUUUGUUCCACCUUUAUCAGCCCAGCCCCCACCCCCCCAAAAAAACAACAACAAUAACAAUAACAAAGGUGUUAGCUCGUUUCCUUCGAUUUGUGUCAUUUAAACUGCUCGAAAUUAAUCACUUACCUAAUCUAACAUACGUGCCUGUGUUUCGCGGAAGGCGAUGUUUUAAAGGCACUCAGCCUGCCCUUUCAGUCAAGUGUUUUUGAUUGAAACGUGCAUGCUAAUAGAAUUUGUAAUUAUUUCUUUAGAAUAGAAACAUAACUUGUCUUCAAAAGAUAAAGGGGGCAGUGGUGAAGAAGGGGGCAAACUUGUUACUUCUGAUGUAGUGGACGCGCAGACUGGGGGCUCUUAAACCUUUCUUUUUCUCUGAUAUGCUGUUGUGAUUUCAUUGGUUUUGGAUCAACGACAGUCAAUCGGAAAGCUGCCUUCUUCUCAUCGUUAGUACUGAUAGUCAGUAGAUAAGGUCAAUCAACUGACCAAUCAGAACUUAGGUUAACUUAAUUAUUAGCCAAUGGGAACUUGAUGGCAAAUGCGAAAGAAACUGAAUAUUUAUAUCCUGCAUUAUUAAAUGCAAAUAUUUAUCACGUUUUCUCAAUUGAAGGAAACAUUAUUUACUAUCGUGGGACCAAUUUAUAUUGAAACAGUGUGUUACCAAUAAACGAUGAGAUCAGCUGGACACUCAUGGCAAUUUCAUUUGCCAGAGACAAGCCAGGCGACUCUGGGAACUUCACUUUUC
Molecule: messenger RNA, 4020 nt
Organism: Stylophora pistillata
Lineage: Eukaryota; Metazoa; Cnidaria; Anthozoa; Scleractinia; Pocilloporidae
Biological process (GO): smoothened signaling pathway
Cellular component (GO): plasma membrane protein complex; ciliary membrane
Source: RefSeq, a predicted model, not a curated record